GUGCUGUUGAGAGAAGCAUGAGCGCGUCUGUAGCUGUACAGAGGUUGGCGGCUGUUAGCGGGGCUCUGGCAGUCAGUGCCGGUGCAUAUGGGGCUCAUGGCUUCAGACUAAGUAACAGGGAUGAGUACCAGAGAGAGCUCUAUAGCACGGCCAACACCUAUCAUUUCUACCACAGUCUGGCUCUGUUAGGAGCCUCUCGGUGCAGAAAGCCAGCUCUGGCUGGCGCUGUUCUCGUGGCGGGCAUGGGCUGUUUCUGUGGUCCCCUUUACCACCAGGCUCUGACAGGUGAUCCUUCCUUUGGAAAGCUGGCACCCAUCGGGGGUGUACUUUUUAUCGCCGGCUGGCUGGCUAUGGCGCUCUGAGAUUUGUCCUACAAUUUCUCAGCCUCCUGGCAUUUUGACCAUUGCACUUGAUUCAGCUUGAUUACUAAAGACGAAGUGAAGAUACAGUAUGUUGCCGAGGGUGGAGUUGCUCACUCAUUCCUGAAAAAUAAAAAUAAAGAGAUGAUCAUUUUAUACUGGUAUAAACUCUUGGUGAAGCUGUAUUUAGUAUGAAUAAGUAAUAAAGGUAAUCAAGUGUGAUUUUUGCUCAAGUUCUACACUGAAAUGUAUUAGGACAGUGGUAGCUUGGUGGUAUAAUCAUAUGGUUGUCGAAUCAAACCCCACCACUGCCAGGUUGCCACUGUUGGGCCCUCGGGCAAGGCCCUAAUCCUUAAUUGCUUGAGUUGCGCUCAGUCAUAAUUUUAAGUUGCUUUGGAUAAAAACAUCUGCUGAAUGCUGGAAAUUUGAAGUAUUAAGUUGUUAUUUUAAUCUUUUAAAGACUUUUCACUUUUCAAGAUACACUAUAUAGUGAAAAGUAUUUGGACACUUCACCAUGACAGUGUUGGAUAUUCUAUCCCAAAACUUUAGGUGUUAAUAUAAAGUUAGAUGGACGUAGGACUGGGCAGUAUGACCAAAAAUUUUUAUUAUGGUAUUUUUUAAGAUUCUUACAGUUUCACGGUAUAUCACGGUAUGUUUUUUUUUUUUGUCUACUGUCAUAAGUACAUAGAAUAUAAAAAGUUUUAAUUUCACCGUGAAUAUAAUGAAGGUUUUGAGUACUAUAAGCUUUGCUUAGCCCCACAAAAUUACACAAUAUAUGAUGCAAUUGUUUAUUUAACAUUUGAGUAUUGUACAAUUACCCUUAGCUCUCCCUUUAACAAAUAAAGUGACGUUUGCAAACUCCACUGCACAA
Molecule: messenger RNA, 1230 nt
Organism: Trichomycterus rosablanca
Lineage: Eukaryota; Metazoa; Chordata; Actinopteri; Siluriformes; Trichomycteridae
Gene: tmem256
Product: transmembrane protein 256
Exons: 4
Coding region: 18-362 (114 amino acids)
Cellular component (GO): membrane
Source: RefSeq, a predicted model, not a curated record